AUGAGAAGAUUCAAUAAUACCUUUCAUCAACUGAAUGGCUUUGUUUUAGUGGGUUUCUCUGAAUGGCCCAGAUUAGAAAUGGCUCUUUUUGUGGCCAUCUCCAUCUUCUACUUGAUGACUCUCCUUGGGAAUUCAGCCAUCAUUAUCUUGUCACGGCUUGACCCCAGACUCCACACUCCCAUGUACUUCUUCUUGGCAAAUCUUUCUUUUCUGGAUCUCUGCUAUACUACCUCUACUGUCCCCCAGAUGUUGGUCAAUAUACAGAGCCAUAGGAGAAACAUCAGCUACAUAGGAUGCAUAGUUCAACUUUUUAUCUUCCUUGGUUUAGGAUCCACAGAAUGUGUGCUUCUCUCAGUAAUGGCCUUUGACCGAUAUGUAGCUAUCUGCAAGCCUCUCCAUUACACAGUGAUUAUGCAUUCUAGGCUAUGUCAACAACUGGCAGCUGUGACUUGGGUAACAGGUUUCAGCAACUCCUUGGUGCAAACAGUAUUGACUUUCUUGUUACCUCGCUGUGGUCAUUACCGAGUGGAGAAUUUCUUCUGUGAAGUACCUGCCAUGCUUCAAUUAUCCUGUAUUGAUACAUGGAUUAAUGAAGUAGAGAUGUAUGCAGCUGUGGUGGUAAUAAAAGUUAUCCCAGUUGGAUUGAUUCUAUUCUCAUACUUCAACAUUGUCAGAGCAGUAGUAAGGAUCCAAUCUUCAGAGAGUCGCAAGAAGGCCUUCAACACAUGUGGAUCUCAUCUGUUGGUGGUCAUUAUGUUCUAUGGCUCAGCCAUUAGUGGCUAUGCAUAUAUGGCACCCAAGAGCAACUCAGCCAAACUGAAGGGCAGGCUUCUUGCACUCUUCUAUGGACUUAUAACUCCCAUGCUCAAUCCACUCAUUUAUACCCUAAGAAAUAAAGAUGUUAAGGGAGCACUAAAGAGACUACUGGGUAGAGAACAAAAUGAAGGUUGGAACAUGACUUAG
Messenger RNA from Erinaceus europaeus (western European hedgehog), 963 nucleotides. RefSeq names its product putative olfactory receptor 2B8. Gene Ontology annotation, biological process: G protein-coupled receptor signaling pathway. Gene Ontology annotation, cellular component: membrane. The record is from RefSeq and is a predicted model, not a curated record. The transcript has a single exon. Bases 1 to 963 code for a protein of 320 amino acids. Gene Ontology annotation, molecular function: olfactory receptor activity; G protein-coupled receptor activity. Lineage: Eukaryota; Metazoa; Chordata; Mammalia; Eulipotyphla; Erinaceidae.